CUUAUUCGCAAGAACGAAGCUCCAGCUCGGGCUGUGCCACCAGUACCAAUUGACAUGGACCGGCUGUGGGGUCUCGACGUGGACGACGAAAUCUGGCAGGAUAUCGGGCUGGCCGAUGAAUAUGAUACGGCGGACGGGCAACCUCCCAGAUGGUUGUCAGAUGAGAAAGUUAAAUCGGGCAUACGCCAUAUGCUAGAGGUGGACAGGUGCGAGGAGGAACUCCGACGCAUUUUACUCGAGCGCGAAACCCUCCAAAGCUGGCUUCGGGAAGAGUGGGCAGCGGUUAACCAUGCCCUCAAGAAU
Messenger RNA from Punctularia strigosozonata HHB-11173 SS5, 303 nucleotides. RefSeq lists its product as uncharacterized. The annotation marks the transcript as partial. The record is from RefSeq and is a predicted model, not a curated record. NCBI's taxonomy places the organism in Eukaryota, Fungi, Basidiomycota, Agaricomycetes, Corticiales, Punctulariaceae. The transcript has a single exon.